Messenger RNA from Lactuca virosa, 2567 nucleotides. NCBI's taxonomy places the organism in Eukaryota, Viridiplantae, Streptophyta, Magnoliopsida, Asterales, Asteraceae. The record is from the annotation of a GenBank genome assembly.
GUACCAAGCUUUUAGUCAAGUCAAACCAUUUUUAACUUUGCUCGCUAGUUUGAAGCCGAGGAAUAAUUGGCUAUUAUUUUUAGCCGGCUGCUGGUGGGAGGGUCAUCCACUGAUUGGCUUUUCAAUGACUGCCGCCUCAACUUUUUAAUCCCACCGCCUCUCCCUUCUUCUUCGUCACCACCCAUUGCAAUUUCCCGUCAUCAGUUUCGUGGACACAGAUUCACCGUCCGCCACCCGCCGUUUUCCUUCCACCUGCCGACGCCCUUCCGCCGGUCUUCACGACCUUCGUUUUGCUGAAAAUCGACUCCACCGCCUCUUUACCGGAAGACAUCACCGUUGCCGAUUUCAACUCUUCUUCUUCUGUUUUAGCCACAGCCAUCUCUGGCGACACCGCCUCCGUCGGUGAGUCUGCCUCCGCCAUAGAAGAUGCGUCGAUUCGGAUUCCCUAUCCGCCACAACAGACGAGCAUGAUUAUUGUAGCCGGCUUCAAUCUUCAAUUCCUCGCCAGCUGGAACGAUUUUUGGAAAUCAGAGCUACCAUUCUCUUCUUCACCGUGAUUACGCACCAAUGAAUUGGUUGGAGCUCCCAUCAAAUGUAAUGGCCAAUAUUCUAUAGAAAAUUGGUGUUUUUGACAUACUUGACAAUGCCUAGAAAGUUUGCACUGCUUGGCUUAAAACCUACAAGGAUCCAGCCAUGUGGAGGGUCAUUUAUAUUUAUAUUUAUAUGGAGAAUCGUGUGGAUCCAUCUACAAGAGAUGUGUAAACAUGUUGUGGAUAGAAGCCAAGGACAAUUGGUUGUGAGCUUAUUAUAAUUGGUUAUUUUGUGCAUUUGUGUUUAUAAUAAAAACCAAAGAUACUUGUCAUUACUAUUUACUAGAUUGAACAAUAAUUAUCAUAACAACCUAAUAUGAAGUAAUGUGUGAUCUUGCCUUACUAUGGUUUUUAUUCCUUUACUAGAUCAAGUCACUUGAGUCUUGCCUUACUAUAGAGCAUAGAUCAUGUUUCCAUUUAUUUAUGUGUAAUUAUACAUCAGGAUAUGUAUUACUAGAUUUCUGCGUUUUUGUCAAUCAAUAAAUUUGGGAACUUUUAACGUUUUUAAUAUUUUAUUAUAGAGAAAUUAAAUAUCCUCCUACCAUUUCUUCCUACCCAUUUGAAAUGGUGACAUGUGUCAUAUUUUGAUAAAAUUAAUUAUAUUUUAAGACACUUGUCAUCAUUUAAAGUGGGUAGAAGAUAAUUAGGAGGAAAAGUAGGAGGAUGCUAUUAAGACACCCUAUAGACAUCUUUAUCAAAAGUCAACCAAUAGGUAACUAUUUUUAAUCAUCUUUUUCAAAAAACAAUGUAAUUAUAACCAAUAAAAAUACCUUAAAAAUUAUAUAGGGUGUCUAAAUGGUAAAAUAGGGUGUCCGUUUAGCCAACCCCAUUAUAAUUGAUUUCCCACAUAAUGCACAGUUGGUAUAUUUAAUAUUCUUAUGUGCGUGAAAUUUCCCCAAAAGAAGGGUUGUGAUCGUAUUGCUCCCUUGUAGUUGCCACAUUCUUUACAUGCAUUUAAUUGUGUCCAGAUACCGAUGAACUUAAUGUGGUAGUGUAUCCUAUUAUACCUUUAUCUUUUUUACCAAUUUAAUUUCACUUUUUACCUUUUUUUUUUUGGAUUUGCAACAAAAGAAGAAGACUUCUCAUCUUCUUUGACUUUUUUUAUCAGUUUACACACUAAGAUCAACACACAGAUUGAAGAUUGUUGCACAUGGGUUGCAGCAGCCACGUUUAAGAAGCUAUUAACCAGACAUAAAUGAACUAUUGCUGAAUAUCUUAACAAUAAUUGGUAUAGAGUCAUCUUUAUAUGUUUAUAAGCUGAUCUGUUCCGGAAUUUAUAAAGGGUUAGAAUAAUUUGUUAAAUGCAAAAUACCCUUUAGUAAGUAUAGGGUUUGUAAGGACAAUUUGAUCUGGGAGAGUGGAAUUCAAUUCUGUCUUUCAUUCCUAGAAAUGAUGAAAUCCAUCAUAUAUGGAUAUUGGCGGAUGUAAUAAUCACAUGUUUCUGAAAAGAUUUUAAUGGCAAUGUACUUUCAACUUUCUAUAAACUUGCCAUAAAAGUCUGAAAACAAAAAUGCCUUCCGACCCAUGCGAAGCAUGGGUUUCUUCACUAGUUAUUCGCAUGGGUUUCUUCACUAGUUAACAUUAUGGUUUUUUAAACCCAGUUUGAUGAUUUUUAAGCCAUCGGUGCAGGUAGAUUCAACUUUCAUCAUUUGCUUACUAAUUUAAGAUAACAUUUUGAGUCCAGCUAUGUGUGUGUCAAUGCUUGUGUGGUUGUGUGUGUAAGCAAGUGGAUGUGUUUUUGAGAGUGUGGUUGUUUGUGUAUGUAGGGAUGAGCGUAGGCGGGUAUCCGUCUAUUUAGGCUGGAACUGGAAUCGGAACCGACGGUUCUUCUAAAGUUGGAACCGGAACCGGUCUAAGCGGUUCUUAAAGUUUUGGAACCGGUUUCCAGGCGGUUACGGUUCCGAUAUCGAGUAACCCAAUUACAUUUUUUAUUUUUUCAAAAUAUGAAGCAUAUUAAAUUUAUCCAUUACAAACGAC